CUUCAUUUUUGCGCCGGACAUUCAGCAACGACAGGACUGCGGAUUUCCUCUCAGAUAUUUGAGUGGAGAAUCUAACUUGGAGCAGCGAAGAGCUCCCUGUCGACCCGAGGCUGUGAUUGUCCUCCAUAGAUAAAUCUUCUUCUCGAUCGACCGCGAAACAAGCCUGCAAAGCGAGCGCAGGACGUUGCGACCUCCCAUUUACAAUACGGCAUCCAUUAAUACUGAGAGACCACAGUCAAUAUGGCAGAAGUCAACGGCGACGCUCCUCAGACGAACGGCCAUACCUCUCCUCCCUCCCAGCCAACAGCCGCUCCUUCACAACCAGCCUCCCAGCCAGCACCAGUCACGAUCUCGAAUCCAUCAAUCCCUCUCACAUCUCUCCAAGACAACGGCCUCAACAAACGCCCACGAGAUGCCCGCCUGAUCCAUAUGCUCCUCUCUUCGUUAGGUUGCACUGCCUACCAAGAACGGGUUCCUCUUCAGCUGCUCGACUUCGCGUACCGUCAUUCGUCCUCCAUCCUCUCCGAUGCUCUACAUCUCUCGGCCGAUGCAUACCAAUCACAGCAGUCUCGCGCGAGGGACGCACCUCCUGGUGGUGGAGUUAGAGAGGCAGACAAUGCUGUUAGCUCGAAUGCUGUUCAGCUGGCAAUUCAGAGCAGGCUGCAAUAUCAAUUCGGUGGCGGGAACGGCGGCGGUGGAUUGAGCAAAGAGUUUCUACUGGAGACUGCACAAGUCAGGAAUAAGAUCGCUCUGCCAAGAGUUCUGCAGAACGAAUGGGGUGUUAGACUACCAAGUGAGAGAUUCGUUCUGUCGGGCGUGCCAUGGGGAUUGAAGGGCGAGUGGGUUGCAGAGGAUGACGAUACACAGAUGGGCGGAGAUUCGAUGGAAGGAUUGGAGAUAGAGGAGAAGGGCGUCGAAGAUGGAGAAGAAGGUGGUACUAUGGAAGACUUGUUUGGUGGUGAUGAAGAUCACGACAUGGACAAGGACUGAGAAGAUGUACAAAAUCAUACUGCAUCUACGGCGCAUCGGAGUUUAAGGUGUGGGCAUCUAAGGAUACCAAAAUUGUCGCGCUGACUUGGAUGGUUGGCGUCAUCUUUCAAAUAGACUGAAUUCAAGAUAAUUCUCUCAUGCCG
Molecule: messenger RNA, 1133 nt
Organism: Mollisia scopiformis
Lineage: Eukaryota; Fungi; Ascomycota; Leotiomycetes; Helotiales; Mollisiaceae
Product: TFIID-31kDa-domain-containing protein
Exons: 1
Coding region: 241-990 (249 amino acids)
Biological process (GO): DNA-templated transcription initiation; RNA polymerase II preinitiation complex assembly
Cellular component (GO): SAGA complex; transcription factor TFIID complex
Molecular function (GO): protein heterodimerization activity; transcription coactivator activity; RNA polymerase II general transcription initiation factor activity
Source: RefSeq, a predicted model, not a curated record